AGUUGGUCCUGUGCCGUCAUGACGUCACGCUCUUUGCGGAAGUAAACACUGCCCGCUUCACGUGGAGCGAAAAAUGGCACCGAUGCUGGAACGUUUUGUAAGCCCAGGAAAAGGUAACGGUUUACAGGCAAAAACAAAGAUCAGGAGAGGGGUUCUGAUUACCUCAACCGAGCCCCUGGCGUACUGUGUUUCUAACAAAUGGGCCAGAGAGGUCUGCCAUCACUGCUUUACCCGAUGUGAGACCUUGUUGAGGUGUUCUCAGUGUAAGACGGCUCGUUACUGCAAUGCUGCUUGUCAGAAACAAGCAUGGCCUGGUCAUAAGAAAGAGUGUAGAUGUCUGUGCAACCUCCUACCCAGACGUCCGACUGAUUCUGUGCGCCUUUCUGCAAGACUCAUUUUUACCCUGUUGAACCCUCCGCAGAGCAAUAGUGAGGAGCUCUACAGUAUUGAUGAGCAUAAAUCACAUCUGGAUUUGAUGCCUGAACAGAAGAAGGAGGGUCUAUCUGAACUGGCAGCCAUGUUGGAGCUGUACAUGCAAAAAGAAAUUCCUGAUCUGAAACAGAGAAUGACAUCAGAGCUGCCGCUUUCCUGUAGAGAGACUCUCAGCAUCAUUGCAAAGGUGACAUGUAAUUGUUUCACCAUCAGUGAUGGAGAGCUACAGGAGCUAGGAGUGGGGCUGUAUCCAAGUUUAUCUCUGUUAAACCAUGACUGCCGGCCCAACUGUGUGAUGGUCUUUAGGGGGACAGAACUGCAGCUCAGAGCUGUGCAGGAUAUUAACCCAGGAGAGGAGCUGACGAUAAGUUACAUCGAGACUUUGUCUGUGACUGAAGAUCGGCAGAAGCAGCUGGAGGACCAGUAUCAUUUCACCUGCCAAUGCCAACGCUGCAGCUCAAGGGACCAGGAUGGAGUCAUGCUGUCAGGGAGGGAAGACGCCUGGCGCCAGCUGAAGGAAGCCCUGUCAAGGCUGGAAGGACUGCAGUCAGAGUCCAAUUGGCGAGAACUUUUAGAGAGCUGCAGUGAUUUGUUGACUAAUGUUGGUGAGGAAGUCCCCGAUGAAAAUCUCUAUAAGCUCAAGAUUACUGAUAUGGCUUUGGAUGCUUCUGUUCAUCUGGGGCGAUGGGAGGAGGCUUUGUCGUUCGGGGUGAAGACACUUCCAGCUUACAGACUGUACUACCCGGAUCCUCACCCGGUCCAUGGACUCCAGCUGAUGAGAGUGGGAAAACUGCAGCAUCACCUGGGAUGCAUUGAGGAUGCUUUGGGCUCAUUCAAAGAGGCCUUUAAAAUCUUGAAGUUGACUCAUGGUGAAGAUCACCCUCUGACAGCUGACCUGAUGAUGAAGAUGGAGGAAUGUCGUAGUGAAAUGGAUCUUCAACCAUCCAGCUAAACUUUAGCAGAAAUGGUCAAGCAGAUGUUAAAAGCUUCUAACACCCUAAAUGUCUUGUUCUUACGUAGACAUUAGCUUUUAUAUGGCUGACUUUUGAGUUCUACUGUCUUAAAUAAACGAAAACUCUUUUGCAAAGGAAUACCUGAACACUGUUUCACUUUUAAUACUUAUGAGUUUGACCAGAGCCGUCUUAUUUUAAUUUAAAUAUUGUCUUUUGAGCUGCAGGUCAACAUGCUCACCUCAGCCACUCAUUUAGCUUAGACUCUUUUCACACAAGAUUACUAGUUAGUUCUAGUUCACAUUAGUGGCUGUCAAUAUUCAGUCUUUCGUAAACUUAUGUUUCCUGUUAAUGUUUCUCACGGUUUUAUUUUCUUUAAAAAAGGAUGAAUAGAUUUGUCAUCCUAGCUUUCUCACCAAAUUAUAUUUUCACAUAUUUUCUUCCAGCCUGGAGCGUCAAGAAUGUCUUAUUCCAUGAGAACAGAUAUGGAAGCAGCUUUUUUGUAACAGCAUUACAUUUUUGAUUUUUUUUUUAUAUUCAGAAAAGUUUAAUUAAAGGAAAGCAGAAACAAA
Oryzias melastigma (Indian medaka) is the source of this 1954-nucleotide messenger RNA. RefSeq names its product SET and MYND domain containing 3 (gene smyd3). Lineage: Eukaryota; Metazoa; Chordata; Actinopteri; Beloniformes; Adrianichthyidae. Gene Ontology annotation, cellular component: nucleus. The record is from RefSeq and is a predicted model, not a curated record. The coding region runs from base 74 to 1384 and encodes 436 amino acids. Gene Ontology annotation, molecular function: protein binding. The transcript has 12 exons.